AAUGAUGUUAAUGAGAAAUUAGCCGAAAAAGCAGAUAAAAAUGAGCUUUUAGCUCUGAGUGAUAAAGUCAAGAACCAUGUUCAUUAUAUAACUUCAGAUGAACAGAUUAUAACGGACUACCAUGGAUAUUUAACACAGGAUGAACAAAUAAGCACUGAAGAUGUUAAUGAAAGAAGAUAUAAAUUCAUUCGUGCUAAAGGUUAUGACAUAAGCUGUACUGUACAUUAUGACACGGGUAAAGCGCUAGAAGCAUUUAGUUAUAACGAUGAAAUUUAUGCUUCAUACUUCUUUGUUAACGGUGUAUUAGUUGAACCAAAAUUUACGUUGAGAGUUAAGUCAAAAAUAACGUUUGAAGAUGCUAUUAAAAGUAAAGCUGACAAAGAUGAACUUGACGCAAUGAACAAAGUUUUGAAAUCUCAUAAACACAACAUCUCCGAUAUAAAUGAACUUCAAGCUACAUUAGACAGUAAAGCCGACAAGAACCAUACACAUAACUCCUUCACUACUGUUAGAGCAGACGACAUAAUAUUGAACUAUACCCUCGGUUCAAGUGCACCUUUAGAGAAUCCAAGUACAAGCGUAAAAGAUACACUAAACUCCUUAAAUAGUAAAUGUAUGAAGAUUGAAGAUCAUGCCAGAAACUUUGAAACACAUGAACUACCAGCAAUGUUAGACAGUAAAGCCGACAAGAACCAUACACAUAACUCCUUCACUACUGUUAGAGCAGACGACAUAAUAUUGAACUAUACCCUCGGUUCAAGUGCACCUUUAGAGAAUCCAAGUACAAGCGUAAAAGAUACACUAAACAAUUUAGAUAACAGUUGCAGGAAUAUCGAAGAUCAUGUCAGAAACUUUGAAACACAUGAACUACCAGCAAUGUUAGAUAAGAAAGCAGACAAAACAGAGCUUCAAACAUUAAAGACUGAAAUACUUCAAACAUUAUAUCCUAUAGGCUCUAUUUAUACGUCAAUGAAUUCAACAAAUCCAGAAACAGUUUUAGGUUUUGGUACGUGGAAGCAGAUUGUAGAUAAAUUCUUAUACUGUGCUAACUCUUCAAAGCAAACAGGAGGUUCGAAGAAAAUUAAAGAAGCAAACCUUCCACCGCACACUCAUACAGGAACUACAAACUUUUCUGGCGACCAUAGUCACUCAUUAAGAGACCACCCAUUAUACAACUCAGAGUAUGAAGCCGGUCAUGAUGUUUUAUCUCCAUCUUAUAACAAUGCAGCAAAAAAGAUUUUUCGACCAACUGAACCGGGAGGAAAUCAUGUCCAUACUUUCACAACAAAUCCAACAGGCUCGGGUGCAGAUUAUAUGCCACCAUUUGUGACUAUAUUCGCAUGGUACCGCGUUCAAUGA
Molecule: messenger RNA, 1359 nt
Organism: Trichomonas vaginalis G3
Lineage: Eukaryota; Parabasalia; Trichomonadida; Trichomonadidae
Product: keratin-associated protein family
Exons: 1
Source: RefSeq, a predicted model, not a curated record